GUACUUCGAGGCUCGAAGCAUCUUACCUCCAACACAAUCGUCCACUGGGGAACCUGGCUUGGUUGCACCGCAGGCGUGAUAGUUGUCGCCUAUCUCAUUGACAGCGGCAUUCCAGUCUUUGGCGGCUUGGUCUCUCUCAUUGGAGCUCUCUUCGAAACUCUUAUGUCCUUCCAGCCCUAUGGCUGUAUGUGGCUAUAUGAUAACUGGUCUAAAGGCCGGUAUGAACCAACGCCGAGGUGGUGUCUUAUGGUGGUCUGGAGCGUCUUUGUUGUCGUUUCCGGGACGUUUCUGAUGAUUGCUGGUACUCAUGGGUCUAUUGUAGGCAUCAUUGAGACCAACAGGGAAUCUGGGGGUUCCAAGGCAUGGUCAUGUGUUGAUAACUCAAACUCCUCUUAG
Molecule: messenger RNA, 396 nt
Organism: Fusarium vanettenii 77-13-4
Lineage: Eukaryota; Fungi; Ascomycota; Sordariomycetes; Hypocreales; Nectriaceae
Exons: 1
Source: RefSeq, a predicted model, not a curated record